AUGUUACCUCGUUUUGUUACUCUUGUACUCUAUAUAAGCGUUCACUCGCAAUUCGUAUAUUCCAACUUUCUCAUUUUCCUGCUCCUCUCAACUUCAGACAUGGCUAUGGUCUUCCCCACCUACGACACCUACAAUUCGUACGGACACCUUCCGAUAUCUCGCAGAUCAUCAAUGGCCUAUGGUACAAGUUAUCCCUACGGGCAGGGUGCAUAUGACCCGAUGUACGAACACGAUGUUUAUGGCGCAGUAGCUGCUCCGAUCACACAUCGUAUAAGGAGUAACGCAUACCGUGAUGGAGAUUACUAUCCCGAGAUGCAGCCACGUUCCCGUCGUCACUCUACAGUAUCUGUAGCUUCGAUGGUACCUCGACCUCCCCCGUUGGAUGCCUACCGUCGUGCUAGUAGCAUUCAAAUAAAAUUCAAGCGUAGAGGCAGCCUUCUUCAGGGUGUAUCCCUCGCUGAAGCGCAGUCUCACGUGAGAUUAUCGUCCAACGACUCCUACACGAUACACGACCUACACGCUGACAGGCGGAACACAAUAUUACUUAAAGUCAAGUGGUCUGGGUACAACUCAUUAUUAUACGAAAUACCGCUCGACUCAUAUGAUGGACAUAUCACCUUGCAAACAUUAGCAAGGAGAGUUUCCCGCGCUUGUGUGCAUUACCUCCAGGCCAAUGCGGUACCUGUAGCUUGGGAUCGAGUGGAUCUUCAUCAUCUUGAAGAGCUCUCGCAAGGUGUAUGGCGACCAAUGCUAGCCAUGCGGUAG
Marasmius oreades (fairy-ring Marasmius) is the source of this 765-nucleotide messenger RNA. RefSeq lists its product as uncharacterized. The record is from RefSeq and is a predicted model, not a curated record. The coding region runs from base 1 to 765 and encodes 254 amino acids. The transcript has 5 exons. Lineage: Eukaryota; Fungi; Basidiomycota; Agaricomycetes; Agaricales; Marasmiaceae.